AUGUCAAUUACAAUGACAAUGACAGUUACAGUCAUCGUCGUGUCUGCCCCUUCUGAUUGGCCGGAUCUUCCUACCUGGCAAGGGUGUCUGUGGGCGUGCAAAUCGUCGUCAUGUGACAAGUGGAAAGGUGGAGUCGCCUUAUCGAGACGCAACAACCUGACUCGGGCGGGCCUCCCCUUCGCGGCCUGGACAAAGCAGCGAGGCGGGAGCCAGCCGACACAAGACCGGCCUGACGGGGACAGAGCACGACAGGGCACGACAGGCGACCGGGACGACGAUGACUAA
Protopolystoma xenopodis is the source of this 285-nucleotide messenger RNA. NCBI's taxonomy places the organism in Eukaryota, Metazoa, Platyhelminthes, Monogenea, Polystomatidea, Polystomatidae. The record is from the annotation of a GenBank genome assembly.